UCACUUCCUUACGGCCGUAGCUUUCUGCGCAAAGCGGGAACGGGCGUCACCGAUCCCGGAGCGGUCGGGGUGCGUCCGGCCAGGCGAUCAUAGCGCUGUGUGCGGGGGCCCGCAGCCGGUCUGGAGUCGGCGAUUGGGGGGCACCUUGCCGCACGGAUCGGUGUCACCGGAAAAACCUCGCAGCGUUUAUAGCAACCGAGCGCCGGGGGAGUGAAACGCACCGGGAAGAUGGGGGACGGCGGCGGUUGCGGAGGAUAAGCGUGGAAUGCAGUUCUCUGGUUACCCCUGAAACAAAUCCAAGAGGAAUCCAGCGAGACCAAUCAGAAGUGUGAGAGAAGCUCACUCCACCUUCGCAGCCAUGCUGGAGGAGGACAUGGAGGUGGCCAUCAAGGUGGUCGUGGUGGGGAACGGGGCCGUCGGCAAGUCCAGCAUGAUCCAGAGAUACUGCAAGGGUAUCUUCACCAAGGACUACAAGAAGACCAUUGGGGUGGACUUUCUAGAGCGGCAGAUUCAGGUGAAUGACGAGGAUGUCAGGUUGAUGUUGUGGGACACCGCGGGACAGGAAGAGUUUGACGCCAUCACCAAGGCCUACUACAGAGGUGCCCAAGCCUGUGUGCUGGUCUUCUCCACCACGGACCGGGAAUCUUACGAAGCUAUCGGUAGCUGGAAAGAGAAGGUAGAAGCAGAGGUCGGAGACAUUCCUACUGUCCUGGUGCAGAACAAAAUCGACCUCCUGGAUGAAACAGUGAUAAAAAACGAGGAGGCAGAGGCCCUGGCUAAGAGGCUCAAGCUAAGGUUUUAUCGCUCGUCUGUGAAGGAGGAUCUCAACGUGAACGAAGUGUUCAAAUAUCUAGCAGAGAAAUACCUGCAGAAGCUGAAGCAGCAUGUUCACACAGCCAGCAAUAAAAUCGAAAAGCUUCCAAAAAAGGUGUCCCCAUCUCUGACUGUUAGCGUGACGGGCCUGAUUGAGUCCACAGCAGGACAGUGA
Paramormyrops kingsleyae is the source of this 988-nucleotide messenger RNA. The record is from RefSeq and is a predicted model, not a curated record. NCBI's taxonomy places the organism in Eukaryota, Metazoa, Chordata, Actinopteri, Osteoglossiformes, Mormyridae.